Molecule: messenger RNA, 5384 nt
Organism: Salmo salar (Atlantic salmon)
Lineage: Eukaryota; Metazoa; Chordata; Actinopteri; Salmoniformes; Salmonidae
Product: constitutive coactivator of PPAR-gamma-like protein 2
Cellular component (GO): nucleus
Source: RefSeq, a predicted model, not a curated record
ACCUAUAGGCACUGGUAAUAGGUUGGCCACUUCCCCUGGCUUCGUCACAGCCCUGGUCAUGGCUAGAAGUCAAAUUAACAUCAAAAGUAGACAUUUUGGCUAACCCAUACUAUUUUCCCCAAACUAAACCUAAUUAUCCUAACCUGCUACGAAAAGUCUUCAUCUGACAAAAGCUGUGUCCAUCUAGUCCAAAAAGCCAUCCGCUCCCCUCCCACUGGUCCGCAAGAUGGCUGACAUCGCUUGGAAGUCUGCUCCCUUCCUCAACAUGAAGUCGUGAGUUGGGAAGUAAGAGAGGGAGGCACUAUCAGGCGUUAGUUUUUUUUUUAUUAAGUUAUUUUAUUUCUCCAAACAAGGCCAUUUCAUUCCGCGUCGUGUCUAUCACAGAGUUGUUUAUGCGCCGUCAGCCACCCUGCUAGCUAAAUUAGCCAGAUAGCUACAGCAGUUUAACGUUAUCAAAAUAUGAAUUAGCUAUCACAUUACCUAGCACUUGCAAUGUGAACUAGUCUAGCAGAAGUAUUUGAAGUGUUAGGAUAAGAACUUCGCGGUAGUCAUGUUCGUUACUUAGGUAAUUCACAGGCUUUCUUCGUGUGAAUCAGGAUUAAACUUUGCAUCGCCCAAAUCAUAACCUAACUAUUAGAUGGCUAGUUAGGAGUAGUUAACAAGUUAAACUUUUAGUUGCUUUGUUGGCAGUUUACCACAAUACUGCUAGGGAUGGACACACACGACCAAAUGUAGAAGAUUGGCUUGGUACACUAACGUUACAGCUCGCUAGCUACGUUAGUCAAGUUGCUAACCAACUGCUGAACUAUUUGCUAGCUAGCUAGCUUGUUAGCUGUUGGAAAGUGACCAUCCUGACCUGGCCAGCUGGCUUGUUAGGCUACCUUUUCAGGGUUAGGGGGGGUAACGACAGUCGUGUAGCCAGUCAGUUACACUGUCAGAGAGACUAGUUAGGUAGCCGCCUGGUUCUAGCUAGCUACCGUCUCCACAUCCGCUAUCACCACGGCGUUCCGGACGAACCCCGAGCCCUCCCCCGGUCAGACCCACCGGCUCAACAACACCGGGAUGGGCGUACAGGGCUUCCAGGAGUAUCUGGAGAAACGGUGUCCCGGGGCUGCCAUUCCCGUGGACCUCCUCAAACUAGGCCGUACUGCGGGACGCCCGCACCAUCACCCAGGCUCUCUGCCCCCUCCACCACCGGCCCGGAUACUCAUCGAUGCUGACUCCGGCCUGCAGCGGCUGUACGGCGGCUACCAGACGGACUGGGUGUGCGGCGGGGAGUGGAACGCCAUGCUGGGAUACCUGGCCGCUCUGUCCCAGGCAUGUAUGUACCAGGGUGGGCUGGAGCUGGUCGUGGUGUUCAACGGGACCCUGGGGAAGGAGCGGUGGCCGGAGUGGGCACGCCAGGCCCAGGGGCAACGCCAGACGGCCCAGCUCAUCGUUAACCACGUCGGCAGUAAGGCUACCCCUCCUCCCCGCGCCUGGUUCCUUCCUCCAGCCUGUCUCAGCCACUGUGUCCGCCUCGCCAUGUUCCGCUUCAGAGUGCGGGUUGUCCAGACGUUGGAGGACCACCACCAGGAGGUGCUGUCCCUCUACAGGGACUUUGGUUUCUGCGGCCUGAUCGCCCAGGACUCAGAGUUUGCCCUCUGCAACGUGCCCGCCUACUUCUCCUCGCAUGCCCUCAAACUGUCCUGGAACGGCAAGAACCUGACCACCCACCAGUACCUGCUCUCUGAAGCUGCCAGACAGCUGGGUCUGAAGACACAACACCUGCCCUGCUUCGCUGCUCUGCUGGGGAACCAUAUUCUCCCUGAUGAGGACCUGGCUGCCUUCCACUGGAGCCUUUUAGGACCAGAACACCCCCUGGCCUCACUCAAGGUGCGUGCCCACCAGUUGGUGCUGCCUCCCUGUGAGGUGGUUAUCAAGGCGGUGUCUGAGUACGUCUCCUCCAUUAAAGACCUGGGGAACCUCGAUGCUGUCGCCAGGGACGUCUUCAAACAAUCACAGUCUCGUAUGAAGGAUAAGGUGGAGCGUUUUAAGAAGGCUGUGGAGUAUUUCUCAUCUGCCUCUAAACCCCGCCCACUCUCCAUGGUACCCUCCCCCUACCUUUGGUUUGGUCCGGCUUCUUUUGGCAGUCUUCCUGGCCACAUGGGGGCGACGCUGCCUGGAAAGAACCAGGGGGUAAAACCACCCUAUCGGAAUGCUCUGUGUGGACCAGGCCACGCCUCUCUGUUCCAGAACCUGCCCCCCCUGCCGGACUGCAACGAUUCGCUGUCUGGGACAAUGGGCUACACGGAUUGGUCGGCUCCAUAUGACCAGGGAGGAAGUAGAUUAACGAAUCACCACACGUCCGCUCCCUCUGGCCCCUCCCACUCGCCAUCAUCUUCCUCCGAUGGAGACGAACCAAACGACAGCAGCCACCAUCUGACAGACAAGUCCUCCGGGUGGGACACUCCGUCCGGUCGGGGGGGUGGAGGGGAUGGUUCCCACGGUAACGGGAGCGGGUCCCACGGUAACGGGAGCGGGUCCCACGGUAACGGGAGCGGGUCCAACAUUCCAUCGCUGUUGUCAAUGGCGACGAGGAGUCACAUGGACAUAACCACGCCCCCUCUGCCUCAAGUCAGCGAUGAGGUGUUGAGAGUAGCAGAACACAGACACCGCAGAGGACUGAUGUAUCCAGAGAUAUACCACAUACUGACCAAGGGAGAGAUGAAGAUGGCGGUGUGUAUAGAAGAUGAUUGUAACAGUGAUCUGCCUCCAGCCUCUCUGCUGUUCAGAGCAGCCAGACAGUACAGCUAUGGAGUCCUCUUCAGCCUAGCCGAAACACACCGACGCCUCGAGAGACUCGCCAUGCGCAACAGAGGACCCCUAGACGUUCCUCCAGUGAUAGUGAAGGAGUGGUCCAGUGGGAAGUCAAAGUCGGCCCUGACCCCGGAGCUGGUUCCAGCGCUGUGCUUCAGAGAGUGGACCUGUCCUAACCUGCGGAGGCUGUGGCUUGGUAGAGCCAGUGAAGAUCGCUCCCGGAGGACCAGAGCUUUCCUAGCCUGUCUCCGCUCUGACUGUCCUGCCCUACUCAACCCUGCUCAGAUCCCACAACACCUUCUGCUCAUGUGCUGCGUGCUCAGGUAUAUGAUGCAGUGGCCAGGUGGUGGUAUUCUACAGAGACAUGAGUUAGAUGCCUUCCUGGCCCAGGCAGUCUCUAACCAGCUCUACGAACCAGACCAGCUACAGGAACUCAAGGUAGAGAAGGUAGACAGUCGGGGGGUCCAGCUGGCGUCUCUCUUCAUGGCGGGCGUGGACACUGCUCUGUUGGUCAACGACGUGUGUGGUCAGCCGUUACCAUGGGAACACUGCUGCCCCUGGGGCUUCUUCGACGGGAAACUAUUCCAGACCAAACUGGCCCGUGCCGCCCAAGACCGACUGGCCCUGUUCGACAUGUGUGAAGGACAGGAGGAGCUGGUGUCUCGUGUGAAGAUGAUGCGUCAGGCCAUUCUAGAUGGCAUCAACUUCACUCGUCCUCCUCCCCCUCUCCCCCCUCUUUCCUUCUACCCCCUACCCCCCCUCUACCCCCCCCGGCCCAUGGGUAACAUGCCCCCCCACCACCACCCUCAUCAUCCUCACCACCACCCAGCCCAGCAUAGACCCAGAGGCUUCCCAGGUCUGCAGUCGAUCCCCCCCCAGGGAGGGAAGUUGGAGAUAGCCGGUAUGGUGGUGGGACAGUGGGCCGGGAACAAACCACUGCGUGGCAGAGGGGGGUUCAACAUGCAGGUGGUGUCGGUCGGAGCUGGGAGAGGAAGGGGUGAGGACAUCCCAGUGAAAGCAGGACGAGGAGUUAAAAAGACACAUUCCCCCUCCUCCACCAGCCCCACCAAACCUGAGGAGGAGGAGGAGCCUAACUCAGGGGCCGUGACCCAGCAGCUGAAUGGCAGCCCUGCAGCCUCCGCUAUUGGCCAGCCUCUGGAUCUGCCCCCACUGGCCCAUCCAAUCCCGUGUGCCUUAGCAAGCAGAGACAACCAAACAGAGGAGGCCCCCUGUUGCCUUGACGACUGUCCGUCAGACGGAACGCUAACGAAGGAGGCGUGAUGAGGCUAUCCCAGAAUGCACCAGGGUGUUCUGAAAAAAGCUGUCUGUGUUUCACUGCCGUCUGCCCUGCCCCUUGAUUUUUGUCACGUGGUUUUAUUUUAUCUUAACGAUCAGAGGUUUUUCUCCAUGAAGUCCGUAUGUAUGUAAGCCCCUGCCUCCCUAAAGCCCCGGCCCCAUGGCCCGUCGCUAUAGUAACCCCUGAUGUUCUGAUGGUCCCUCCCCACUGUUAAUAUUCCUACCGGGAUCCUUACAGUUAGACUUGAACUACGGUGUUCAGUAGUAGUAGUGUGUUUAGAUACACUAACGUCGACACUACCACACACUGUUUGCUAGGUGCCUGGGUUUGGUUGCCAUGCUUAGUGUGUAAUGGUUUGGUUGCCGGGUGUGUCGGUUGUUGCCAUAGGGACCUCAUGGUGAGCUCAGAGUUCUAGAGGUGUCAGAGGAGGAAUAGCGAAAGAAGAAGCUGACGAACGAAUGAGUGCAGUGUUUGUGUGCUAAAUAAGCGUGGUUUACCCCCAAUAAUGAUUUAUUAGUGUUAGCCGCGCUGCUAACCACCCAGAGCGCGUGUUUGCAUUGCUCUGACCCUUCAGUAGCAUUUGCACCGCUAAUACAUUAGCAUGCUAACGUAGCCAACACCUUGAAUAACAUUAGCACUUGCCCUAAUAUGUUAGCGUGCUAAGUUAGCCUAGCCCAGCCGUGUUGAGACCCCCUGACCACAGAUGUAUGUACGCACCUUAACCUGACGCUCCAACGUAUGGAAGCUCAUCCCCUAUAUUAGAUUAUAUCCCCUAUGCUCUGAUUGUAUAUCCCAACGGGAAGCACUUGCUAAUGUUGGAUUCAUUGAUUUAAUAUUGAUUAUUGAUGACCAGACCUCCAGACUGUUUGUCUGAGAGAGUUCCCUUGCGACCUAGGAAAUCACUUUGAUCAUUGACCUCAAGGUCUAUUUUAACAUGGCCGUUAUGUAAACGAGACCUGUUUGAAUGGGAUCAGAGUAGGGCUGCACAAUUCAUCCAAAUCGCAAUGUUGACAUGUGCAAUAUCCAUAUCGCAAUAUUUUGCAACCCCACUCAGCCACGUGAACGGUCCGUUUUUAUAGUUGACUCUGUCGUCCCUCUCCUCUUGCGGCUGCUUCCCACAACGAAGCUCCAAACCCUGUCAGUCAAGCAGCACAGUUCCUCUUCUGUUAGAUUCACUAGAAGUUUGCAUGCUGUUCUGUUAGGUCAAAUGCCGUCAACACAUUGUUCCAAACAAGAAUGAUGCUGCUUCCCACUUUGCUUCUUAAUAUAAAUCAUUAUAUUUCUCUGA